AUGUCCCCCGAACCUCUCCAGCUCAACGUCGUCCACGUCCUCCUCCAGUAUAUCGCUCCGCCCUCUCAGCUCACCCAGCCGCUUCCCCCAUAUCUCCUCUCCAAACCUCUGCUUCAGCGCCACCAUUUCCUCCGUCUAUCGACAGACCAGCCGGACGAGUAUCUCUGCUGGCCCUCGUCGCCUGAGAGAAAAGCACACGUCAUCCACCUCCUCGAGUCUCGUCCCCGCCCACUGGAUGAUGAUCAGCCCUUCGCCUACCCUGUCCAGUACUCCUUCGACGGAGAGGACUUCUACGCUCACGUUGACCUGUCCAACGAUGGAAGCGACGGAGCGAGGGUUAUCCUGCAGUGGGAUGAGGCGGGCGAAUGGAGGUACCACAACACAGACCUGAUGCCCUUCCCUCCGGGCAGUCGGAGCGCACUCGAGGACGUCCUUGUCCCGCCUGCACCGCCGAACCCCGCCUCCCUGCCUACUCUGUCCACUGCGGCGUACCCCCGCAGCUAUGAUCUAGACAUUCCUGACGACGACGAUGGUGACGAUGACGACUAUUGGAACGCGUACGGUUCGACCGACAUUGGGGACAGCGCGUAUCACAGUGCUGCACCCGUGUCUGCCAAAGAUACCACCUCGUCCGAGGAUGCCUACUGGGACCAAUACUCGUCAGUGCAAGGAACUGCUGACUCUACGAUCCCAUCCCCUACCCCUCACGGGCGCCGGAAAGCCCUUCCCAAUUCGUCAGAGGCCGAGCAGGACCUAACGUCCCCCCUUCCUGUCCCGGUGCGCGUGCCCUCCGAGGACACAUACGCCGAGCCGCUUCCAAUCCCACCGUCCCUUGUGCCUCGCGCACGAAGCAACUCGCGAUGGGAUCCAGCGUCUCCGACUGCUUUGGCCCGGCUGCUGUCCAGCAUCACGCCGCGGGAAAGCGCAUUGCCCAGUCCCGCGCCGGGUGCCAGCUUUGACAUGGAUGAAAACUUCAGCUCACCGACCGUUGGCGGAAGCGACGACUCGGAGCUAUCAUCCUCUCCCGGGUUGGGACUAAGCGGCGUGGGUCCCGUCAUGGCCGCUGCGAUUCUCGCGGAGAGUGUGUCUAUGGCCCAAGCGGACGCUGCGAACCAGUCGCAUGCCCUCGCGAUGGCGCUUGGUUCCAGCGCACAGCAGGUCGAAGCGGGCAGCGUGGAGGAUGAAGAGGCAGACUUACGGGCCACGCUGGAGGGCGUGUGGAAGAUGUGGAAGAAGUCAAGGCGGGCGGCUGCUGGCCCCUCUGGCCCCAGCGACGAUAGGCGGACGUUCUCCCGGAACUCGGAGCUCGAGGCGCGCGUGGAGGAGCUCGAGCAGGAGCUGUCCGUGUGGAAGAGCGCGUUCAAGACUGCAGAUGGAGACAGGAAGGUGCUCAGCAAGAGCGUGCUCAAGCUCGAGCGGAGCAUCGGGGCUCUCAAGGAGGAUAACCCUCUGAUACUAUGUCUCAUCGACGGGGACGGAAACAUCUUCUCCGCCGACCUCAUUAAGCAGGGUCAGUCAGGCGGGCGGCAAGCGGCCAUGCUGCUCACUAAGGGCUUGAUGGACCACCUCACCUCGAUUGACCCGUCCGAGACGUCCGUUCCCAGUCGUGGCCAGGUGUGGCUCACGAUCUACUGCAACAAAAGCGGGCUCGUCGAGACGCUCACCGCGAACGCGGUGUGCACUGUGGAGGAGUUCGAGGCGUUCGUGCUCGGCUUCAACCAGUCCUCGCCCUUGUUCUCGAUCGUCGAUGUCGGGAACGGAAAGGAGGCGGCGGACUCGAAGAUCAAGGAGUGCCUCCGCGUCUUCACGCGCUUCCCGCAGACGUCGAAAGUGUUCUUCGGUGGCGCACAUGACAACGGGUACACGUCCACACUCAACCUCCUGCAGAACGAGGGCUUGCUGGACAAGGUCACCCUCCUGAAAGGCUACAAAGACCUCGCGCACGAGAUCAACAGCCUCAACCUCCCGCAACUUGAAAUCGAGGGCAUCUUCAUCAAGAACAAGCUGUAUACUAACGGAACGAAGAAAGCCGCGGCCGCGGCUGCAGCAGCAGCUGCCGCCGCCUCAAAACCAGCGGUGGUCAGCAGCGCCGCGAGCUCGCCGAAGUCGGCAAACUCACCUAAGCAGCCCGUGCUUCAGCAAGCGUUUGAAGCUGAGAAAGCACGAUCAAAGGCCGGGACGCCCGUAUCGAACGGAAAAGGAACCCCAGGGAAGAAACCCCGCGCGCUGGACCCCACACAGCGCGAAGAGAACAUAAGGAGGAAUCGGGAACUGCUCGUCUCGCUUGGCUUGGCCGGCCCCCCGUCGUUCAUGCAACCCAAGCCCAAGCAGCGCAAGCCCGCUCAGUCCAAGAAGCGUCAGGCGCCCUCCGAAAGUGCCGCCGACGAGAAUGACGAAGAGCGCCCCAAGAAGGCAGCGAAGGCUGUCGGUGACGGCGACGCGACCGAGGGUGUACGGAGGAGUUCGCGUAACAAGGGCAAGACGCUCAACUACAACGAGGAUGGCCAGAGCUCGGCUGCCGCCGCUCGCGCUCUUCCUCGGGUCAUCAGUGCCAGUGCCCAGCGCGCGAUGGACAGCGCACCGCGAGACGCGAUGAAAAGGACUCACGACCCAAAGACCUACGGGGCUAUUCCAGGAAUCCCCGUUGGUACAUGGUGGGAGACGCGCCAAGCCUGCAGCGUUGACGCUGUUCACGCGCCAUGGGUGGCUGGUAUCUCUGCUGGCCCGAAAGGAGCCUACUCUGUCGCUCUGUCUGGUGGUUACGAAGACGAUGUUGAUCUCGGGAAUGCUUUCACAUUUACAGGGUCAGGAGGUCGUGACCUCAAAGGAACCAAGGCUCAGCCUAAGAACUGCGGCCAAGAGCGAGAAGUCCGACGAGGCUGA
Trametes versicolor FP-101664 SS1 is the source of this 2883-nucleotide messenger RNA. RefSeq lists its product as uncharacterized. Lineage: Eukaryota; Fungi; Basidiomycota; Agaricomycetes; Polyporales; Polyporaceae. The transcript is spliced from 11 exons. The record is from RefSeq and is a predicted model, not a curated record. The coding region runs from base 1 to 2883 and encodes 960 amino acids.